Molecule: messenger RNA, 1209 nt
Organism: Trypanosoma grayi
Lineage: Eukaryota; Euglenozoa; Kinetoplastea; Trypanosomatida; Trypanosomatidae
Exons: 1
Coding region: 1-1209 (402 amino acids)
Source: RefSeq, a predicted model, not a curated record
AUGCUAAGAGCCUCCGCGCCGGUCACACCGCGGCACGAGCGGGACCGCCCUGUACGUUUAUUGACAGAUGAUGAGUUGCGCAAAGAGUUCGUGCACCUGCGCAAGACGAACGCCACGCUCAGCGAAGAAUCAAGUUCAUUGCAAGCGGAAAUUGGUGCCCUCUGCGAAGAGUCUGUUCGCUUCCAGCAAAGCACCGAGAUUGAGGAGGAGAAGCUGGCAAACCAACUUCUUCGGCGGCUCCAGAGUGAGGAGCAACAGCGUCGGCGGUUCCGCAUUCUGAUUCGCCGCGAGGAACUCUCACGCCAUAAGAUCAUGGACCAAAUCAGCCAGGUUCGCGGCCAGAAGACAGAAUUGGAGAGUCAGUUGGCACAGGAGCAGGAGUCCCUGAUGCGGCAGCUGCAGAAGAAGCUGGUGGAGGUUGUCAACAAGAAGGCCGAGGUGGAGCGUGAGCUGCUGAAGGAACGUCGUAGCUAUCUUGACGUGCUUGCAAUGAAGCUGGCAAGCCUCAAGCAAUGCUCAUUCGACGCGACGGGCGACGCUGCAGCCAACUUCGACGAGGGGAGCGCCGCCGCGGGGGAGCCGAAGUUGUCACCCCACGAGGCGGCCAGCGGUGUCGUGUCAUCACCGACCGCCACACACGAGGCCGUCAUACGACUGGAGAGACAGCUGAAUGAUCUGCUGCGCGAGCACGCCGUAGCGGUGCAGGCUAGCGCGAAGAAUGAGGCGCUCUGCGCGAAGCUGGGGGAGAGUCUAGAGGGCAUCCAGCAGGCCGCCUUCCUCGAUCGCGCCCGCGCGUCAAAGCUAAAGGAGGACCUCCGCCAAGCAAGGCGACGCCUCCUCUCCAUGGAGCAUCAGAUGCGCCGCCGCGGGCCCUCCGUUGCCUCGGAUGACAGCUCUGGUCUGCAGACGCCGACGUAUACAUGUUUGAAGAAUUUGUCGUCGCUGCGCGAUCACACAAAGGAGGUCCUUUCUGCACACCAGCGGCAGGCGAGCAGCAGCCUCCACCCCUCCUGUGAUGUGUCUGAUAUGGGGGAGGAGAUUCGUUCUUCAUCGUCGAUGCUCUGCAGCCCGUCGGUGAACUUCACGACACGCACAACGGCGAGCGAUGAGAGCGGCGCGGUACUUUUGACGGUAGAGCGGUUGGCGCCGACAACAGCCACAGCACAGGAGCAAGAGAUGAUGAAGGAAAGUGGGGUGAAGGGUAGCUGA